AACACAUCCAUACAAUCUGGUGCACGCAGAGCACAGACUCACAGGGAAUUCUCAGAGCUGAGAGGCUCCUUCUCUCUCUCUCCCUCUCUCUCUCUCUCUCCCCCCCCUUUCUCUUUCUCUCUUUCUCCCCCCCCCUUUCUCCUUCUUUCUCUCUCUUUCCCUCUCUCUUUCUCCCUCUCUCCUUUGCUGGAGCGGAGACAAGAGUAUAAUUCUUCCCGAUUUUUUUUUUUUUAAAGAGAAAGGGAAAAAAAAAAAGGAGGAGGAGGGUGAAAGAAAGAAGAGAUCCUGAUGGAAAUCAGGGCACUCUGACCAGCUCCUGCUCGGAGAGGGGGGAAGGCGAGGCGGAAACGAGAUUUUCCUCCAAGUUUUUGCUGCUGCCGCUGCCUGAAGGUUGCCGAGGAGCCGUCCUCGGUCGCCGAGGGGGGGUGGGUUUGUUUGCUUCUUUCUGCUCUCCCUCCCUUGCCAGCCUCUGCUCUGCAGCCUGACCGUACGGAGGAAAGGUGGAGGGGUGGGGGGGAGGGGGGGGGCAAAGCCAGCCACCCAAAAAGAAAAGCCAGCUUGGAGCCGUCACCCUCCGCAACGAAAGAAGAGAGGGGGGACUGAGAGCACGAGAAAAAAGAAGAAGAAGAAGAAAAAGGAUCUCGGCUUGUCCAGCCCUUCUGCGGCAACAGGAGCAGCCUGCGAGCCCGGUGGAUUUUUUUUUUCCCCUUCUUCGGCGUUUCUUUUCGAGCGCAAGGACUUCCACUCAGGAAAAAAACAAAACAAAAAACAAAACAAAACAAAACAAAAAAACUCGCAGAGACAGAACAAAAAAAGAGCACGACUAAUAAUGAACAAUCCUGUUAAUCCGCUGUCCCGAGGGCUGGGGAUGUGCCCCGGCUCGGGAAGUUGUAGGCUGUAGAAGUUCUGCCUCUCCCCCAUGUACUGUGCUGUCUAGAGCUUGUUUCCCCCACCCUAUUUUUUUAUUUUUAUUUUUUUGGUGCUUUAUCGCUGUUAUUGUUAUUAUCUUAAUUUUUCUUCUUCAUGAUGUGCUGUUAGAACCCACUCCAGGACUACUCCAGCAGUAGGAAGACCGAGGAGUGGAGUGGAUGAAUAUACCGAUGAGAGAUCCAGUAAUCCCUGGGACAAGCAUGGCUUAUCAUCCUUUUUUACCUCACCGGGCACCGGACUUUGCCAUGAGCGCUGUGCUGGGACAUCAGCCUCCCUUCUUCCCCGCUCUGGCUUUGCCUCCCAACGGGGCAGCCGCCCUCUCCCUGCCGGGGGCUCUGGCUAAACCCAUCAUGGAUCAGUUAGUGGGGGCCGCAGAGACUGGGAUCCCCUUUUCUUCCCUGGGCCACCAGGCAGCAGCCCAUCUGAGGCCUUUAAAAACUCUGGAGCCAGAAGAAGAGGUGGAAGACGACCCCAAAGUGCAUCUGGAGGCCAAAGAGCUUUGGGAACAAUUCCAUAAAAGAGGCACGGAGAUGGUGAUCACCAAAUCGGGAAGGAGAAUGUUUCCUCCAUUUAAAGUGAGAUGCACUGGACUGGAUAAAAAGGCCAAGUACAUUUUAUUGAUGGAUAUUGUGGCGGCUGAUGAUUGUAGGUACAAAUUCCAUAAUUCCCGGUGGAUGGUAGCCGGCAAAGCUGACCCUGAAAUGCCAAAGAGAAUGUACAUCCACCCGGACAGCCCGGCCACCGGAGAACAAUGGAUGUCCAAAGUCGUCACCUUUCACAAGCUGAAGCUCACUAACAAUAUCUCUGACAAGCACGGAUUUACCAUCCUAAACUCCAUGCACAAGUACCAACCCCGGUUCCACAUCGUCAGAGCGAACGAUAUCCUCAAGCUGCCCUACAGCACGUUCAGGACCUACGUUUUCCCGGAGACUGAAUUCAUCGCAGUGACCGCAUACCAGAAUGAUAAGAUCACUCAAUUAAAAAUUGACAACAACCCCUUUGCCAAAGGUUUUCGGGACACCGGGAAUGGAAGGAGGGAAAAAAGGAAGCAGCUGACCCUGCAGUCCAUGCGGGUCUACGACGAGCGGCAGAAGAAGGAAAACGCCACCUCGGACGAGUCGUCCAACGAGCAGACGGCCUUCAAGUGCUUCGCGCAGUCCUCCUGCCCCGCCGUGCCCGCCGUCGGCACCUCCAGCCUCAAAGAUCUGUGCCCCAGCGAGGGAGACAGCGAUGCGGACAGCAAAGACGACCCCUUGCUGGAAGCGAGCGAGUCGGUCAAAUCAGCACGACCACGGCCCCCACCCCACGCGCCCGCCAGCUCCGCCGCGGCCGCGGGGGGAGAAGACCCCCGGGAGAAAGGGGGCAGCCCCCCCAAAAGCCACUUCUUCCCCAGCGACUCUGCAGCGAGCCGGAGCCGAGAGAGGACGGAGAAAGCCCCCCCUGACUCUCGCCACAGCCCGGCCACCAUCUCGUCCAGCACCCGGGGGGGGCUGAGCGGCGAGGAGCUGAAAGCCCCCUUCGGGACGGCCCUAAAGGAGACGAGCCCCCGGCUGCUGGGCACUAGAGCCCUUCGCCCCCCUGACGUGCAAACCGACAGCACGGCUCACCGCCAGGGACAUUUGCAAAACCUCGGCUUCCCCCCCGGCCUGGCCGGCCAGCAGUUCUUCAACCCGCUGGGCAACGGACCCGCUGCUGCUGCACCCGGGCAGUUCGCCAGGGGGGGGGCUUUCUCCGGCAUGGCCGCGGGCAUGGGCCCCCUGCUCGCCACCGUCUCGGGGGCUUCUGCGGGCGUUUCGGGGCUGGAUAACACAGUGAUGGCCACGGCGGCAGCUCAAGGACUUUCGGGAGCAUCCGCUAUGCCCUUCACACUGCAGCAGCACGUCCUGGCCUCGCAGGGCCUGGCCAUGUCUCCCUUCGGCAGCCUUUACCCCUACACCUACAUGGCCGCGGCUGCGGCAGCCUCCAGCGCAGCCUCCAGCUCGGUGCACCGGCACCCCUUCCUCAACGCCGUGCGGCCCCGGCUGCGCUACAGCCCCUACCCGCUGCCUGUGCCCCUGCCCGACGGCAAGCUCCUCACCACCGCCCUGCCCGGCCUCGCCUCCGCCUCCGGGGAGGCCAAAGCGGCCGGGCUGGCCUCCAGCCCCGGCGCCGGGCCUCUGGACUCCGCCUCGGACCUCACCAGCCGCUCGUCCACCCUCUCGUCCGGCUCCGUCUCCCUCCCCAAGCUGGGGGCCGACAAGGAGGCUGCCACCAGCGAACUGCAAAACAUCCAACGCCUGGUCAGCGGCCUCGACCCCAAGCAGGACAGAUCCCGCAGCGGCUCCCCGUAG
Molecule: messenger RNA, 3260 nt
Organism: Cygnus olor (mute swan)
Lineage: Eukaryota; Metazoa; Chordata; Aves; Anseriformes; Anatidae
Gene: TBX3
Product: T-box transcription factor 3
Biological process (GO): central nervous system development; regulation of transcription by RNA polymerase II; positive regulation of cell population proliferation
Cellular component (GO): nucleus
Molecular function (GO): RNA polymerase II cis-regulatory region sequence-specific DNA binding; DNA-binding transcription factor activity, RNA polymerase II-specific
Source: RefSeq, a predicted model, not a curated record